AUGUUUUUUAUGGGCUGUUUGGCGCAUCGUUUGUCUACCCAUAUUGUGAACUUGAGCUAUGCAGCCACAUGUCUCGUGCGGGUGAUUCGGAUGAUUCAUGGUUUCGACUCCCUCUACUUGAUGAUGACUGCCAUGAAGGGCAGUGUGGCGGUUUUGUUCUGGUCCUUCAUCUUGCUGCUCGUGGCGCAAAUUAUGAUCGCAUUCCUUUUGAAUCAGGUUCUCAGCGCCACUUAUUUACUGGAUAGUACCUUUCCGCAAGCUGAUCGCCACGAAGUCUUUGCCUACUUUGGCACAUGCUCGAGAGCUAUUCUGAGCAUGUUUGAGCUUACGUUGGGCAACUGGCCAGUGAUUGCGCGGAUUCUACAGGACAAGGUGAGCGAAUGGUACUUUGCCUUCUCGAUCGCCCAUAAAGUCACCAUUGGUUUCGCCGUCAUUGGUGUCAUCAAUGGCGUGUUUAUGCAGGAGACGUUCAAAGUUGCUGGCUCGGACGACAAGAUCAUGAUGCGCCAGAGAGACCGCGAGAAAAAGCUGCACACCAAGAAGAUGAAGAGAUUGUUUGAGCACGCGGAUGAAUCUGGUGAUGGAAUCCUCGACAUGGAGGAGUUUAUCCAAGUGCUGGAGAACCCCUCAGUUCGAACCUGGUUGGCCGCACAGGACUUGAGCAUCAAUUCGAACGAAGCAGCGGCGAACCUCUUCAGACUGUUGGACGAUGGCGACGCUGCGCUGACCGCUAUGGAGCUCGUGGAGGGUGUGGCGCGCUUAAAAGGACCUGCAAAGAGCAUGGAUCUGGCUGUCUUCAAGUUGGAUUUUAUGAAGUUCAAGGAGGACGUGUCAAAAUUGGCAGAGCUGGUGGAGUCGAUCGGUGGACAGGUGGUGGAAGGUGGAUUUACCAAAGCACAUGCUUCGAGCAAACGUCGGUCGAUACUGGCGGAAUAA
Messenger RNA from Cladocopium goreaui, 936 nucleotides. The record is from the annotation of a GenBank genome assembly. Lineage: Eukaryota; Dinophyceae; Suessiales; Symbiodiniaceae.